AAGAGUUUGAGAAAUUGGGGGUUAAAUUACAGUAUUUGAAUGAGGAGAGGGAACAACUUUUGAUUCAAGUUAUCGGGAGGUUUGAAAAAUUGAGGGUUUGAGAAAUCGAGACAUAACUGUAAUAUUAUUUUUACAUCUAAAAUAUAUCUAUGGACAACUACAACUACAACAACCACAACAACAACAACGGCAACACUGUGACUGUGUUAGAAAACACAAGGGUCAAAGAAAUUCCAAUGAACAGCGUCAACCUUUUCUCGGAAGAGACCAUUACACUGAUAUUUCUUCAUGAAAUACCAGUGUAUUUAAUGAUUUAUCAGUUAUGUAGAAAAUAUAAUGAUUAAGUUGUUUUUUUUUCCUUUUGUUUUUCAAAGGUGCAAGAAAGUUCAGUUUCUCAUCACCACUGGAGAUGGAAAAUUUUAUUCAAAUGGGCUUGAUCAAACAUUUCUCAAGACAUGUAGUACAGAGGAAUUCAUGGAAACAUUUAAUUUGCUUAAUAAGACUCUCAUCAGAUUCAUGACAUUUCCUGUGUUGACUGUGGCUGCUAUAAAUGGACAUGCCUUUGCUCUUGGAGCAAUUUUAGCCCUUGCACAUGACUACCGAGUCAUGAGAACUAAAAAAGGUUGGUUCUGCCUACCUGAGGUCAAAUAUGAUAUGCUCUUUGGAAAAGCAACUAUUUUAUUGUUAAGAGCAAAGAUUAAAGAACCCAAGGUACUCACAGAUGCUGUGCUCAUGGGAUGGCGUUUUGUGGCAGAAGAAGCUCUCUCUGGUGGGAUUGUCCAAAAGAUUUGCGACAUAGAGGAUUUACUGAAUACAGCUGUACAUAUGGGUCAAGCAGUCAUUGGACAAAAUAUCUUCAAAAGAGAUACUAUUAAGCAUUUAAAAUCACAGCUGUACAGUGACAUCAUCAAUGCCUUUCAAAGUGAUACUGUUAGCAGACAAGGGGUUCUUCAGAGCAUUGCUCAGUUUGAUAGAAAGUCAAAACUCUGACUAUUAAGUUUUUGAGCUAGGUAAUGGUAAAGUUGCAAAGGUGAUACCUUGAUAGGUUUAAGUAGCAAAAUAUAUUAUUUUUUGAUUUUUAUGUAACAUAUCUAAUCCAAAUAAAGUACAACCAAGUUGACUUAAUUGGCUCACACAAAAUAGUGACAAAAAAGGAAAAACAAUAACAGUAAAAUAAUGGGAAGACCAAAUCAGGCCAUACCAACAAUUUCUUUUGUUGUCUUUAAAAUG
Molecule: messenger RNA, 1230 nt
Organism: Orbicella faveolata
Lineage: Eukaryota; Metazoa; Cnidaria; Anthozoa; Scleractinia; Merulinidae
Biological process (GO): fatty acid beta-oxidation
Cellular component (GO): peroxisome
Molecular function (GO): delta(3)-delta(2)-enoyl-CoA isomerase activity
Source: RefSeq, a predicted model, not a curated record